Sapajus apella (tufted capuchin) is the source of this 868-nucleotide messenger RNA. RefSeq names its product transmembrane protein 160 (gene TMEM160). NCBI's taxonomy places the organism in Eukaryota, Metazoa, Chordata, Mammalia, Primates, Cebidae. Bases 130 to 786 code for a protein of 218 amino acids. The transcript is spliced from 3 exons. The record is from RefSeq and is a predicted model, not a curated record.
CUGGGAUUCGUAGUCCAGUGACAAAAUCAAGGAGGGACGCGCACUACCGGCCUAGAUGACAGGGGGGAAUCACUAUCAUUCCGACCAAUGGACAGUUCACGCCGGGCCUGAAUGGCGAGCGCAUAGCCAAUGGGUAAGCCGUUUAGCCUGAGUGACGUGGGUUGCAACCUACGGGAGACCCGUGGGGCGGUACGGCGCGCAGCGGCAGUAGUGCGAACCAUGGGAGGCGGCUGGUGGUGGGCUCGGGCCGCCCGCUUGGCUCGUCUCCGCUUCCGGAGGUCGCUACUGCCGCCUCAGCGGCCCCGGAGCGGGGGCGCCCGGGGGUCCUUUGCCCCUGGCCACGGCCCCCGCGCCGGGGCUUCGUCGCCCCCGGUGUCCGAGCUGGACCGUGCAGACGCCUGGCUCCUCCGGAAGGCGCACGAGACAGCCUUCCUCUCCUGGUUCCGCAAUGGCCUCCUGGCAUCAGGCAUCGGAGUCAUCUCCUUCAUGCAGAGUGACAUGGGUCGGGAAGCAGCCUAUGGCUUCUUCCUGCUGGGCGGCCUGUGCGUGGUGUGGGGCAGCGCCUCGUACACAGUGGGCCUAGCGGCCCUGCGGGGACCCAUGCAGCUGACGCUGGGGGGCGCGGCUGCAGGCGUCGGUGCGGUGCUGGCCGCCAGCCUGCUCUGGGCGUGCGCCGUGGGCCUCUACAUGGGGCAGCUGGAGCUGGACGUGGAGCUGGUACCCGAGGACGACGGGGCGGCCUCCGCGGAAGGCCCUGAUGAUGUGGGCCGGCCACCAUCUGAGUGAACCACACGGCCGCAGGGCCUGGCAGGCGCUGGACGGCGGUGCCCGAGGACUGGGACAUUAAAACCUGACCUCCCCUCCUCCA